GAGGUAUUGGGGGUCUGUUCUUCAGAACUGGGUCAUCAAACGAAAGUACUCAAAAGGGCUCACCUUUCUCUGACUAUAUAAGCCCUGUUGCAGGCCAAUCCUAGACAUCAGUUGUUCAAUUCAUCAGAUAAACUCAACAUGAAGCUGUUCUUGAUCGCCGCUCUCUUGGCCGUUGCUGCCGCCGCUCCUUCCAGCUACAAGACGGAGGAGAAGAAAUACGAAAAGGACUACAAAUACCCAGAGAUCGUCGUCACCGGCCAAUCUGAUGAGCGAAAUCUCGAUGGAAGCAGCCAAUGGAACUACGCCCAAUCCGACUACGCUACCCGCGCCGAAUCCCAGGCCCAGAAGAAAUUCGUCGUCACCAAAGUCGAUGAUUACGGCAAAGAAACCAAAGAGGAAGUCUACGGUAACACCAACCAGGGAUCUUCUUACUGGGUUUCACCUGAAGGCGAGAAAUUCACUUUGACCUGGGUUGCUGAUGAUGCUGGAUUCCAGCCCAAGGGUGACCACUUGCCCGUCGCUCCCGUCCACGUCUACGAGCUCCCAGUUGCUCCAGUCCAUGAAUACGAACUCCCCGUUGCCCCCGUCCACGAAUACGAACUCCCCGUUGCCCCCGCCCUCCCUUACUCCCGCACUGGUCUCGGUUAUUAAAUUAGCCUUUUUGUGUCAGACACAUCAAGAUCAUGUUGUGCGUCCUAAUUAGGCCAAUUUAUUUAUCAAAGUCAUAAAUAUACCGAAAUAAUCUCUUAAAA
Molecule: messenger RNA, 752 nt
Organism: Daphnia magna
Lineage: Eukaryota; Metazoa; Arthropoda; Branchiopoda; Diplostraca; Daphniidae
Product: larval cuticle protein 65Ag1
Exons: 3
Coding region: 139-651 (170 amino acids)
Cellular component (GO): chitin-based extracellular matrix
Molecular function (GO): structural constituent of chitin-based larval cuticle
Source: RefSeq, a predicted model, not a curated record